AGAACAGGACUUGCCCUGCUGACUGAAACAUACAGGACACUGCACCACGAGAGCCAUUGACAAAAGAGGAAAGGCUUUUUUUGAAGGACCUAUCUUAAUUCAAUCAUUUCACUGCCUUUUGCUUUAUAAUUUUACCAUUGAAAGAGGCUUGAAGAUUUUCAACAGAUUUUUUUUUUCUUUGAGCAACACUUUCAUAAGGAUGAAGUACUACCAGGACCCAGUCUGCCAGUCCAUGGGCAUCAAGGCUUAUGGCCCCAAGGAGUCCAGCAGCUCUUCUUGCGCCCACUCUUCUCCACAGAUCAAACCAGUCCGCAGCGUCCACUUCCCCAACGACAUCGUGUUCCAGGACUACGUCCGGCAGGGCGAGCUGGACAGGAUCGGACUCUUCAUCAGAAAGAGGAGGGUCAGCCUGGAAACCAUCUACCACUCUGGUAUGGCAGCAAUCCAUGAGGCUGUCCUCUCUGGGAACCUGGAGUGUGUGAAGCUGCUGGUGAAGCACGGAGCAGACAUCCAACAGAGAGACGAGGAAGGCUGGACACCUCUCCACAUGGCCUGCAGUGACGGAUUCCCUGACAUUGCCAAGUACCUGCUUUCUAUUGGUGCCGACCCUCAGGCGGAGAACGAGUGUGGGGAGACACCUGCCGAUCUCAUCGACCCAGAGUGCACCGGGGUUCGUGAGCUGCAGGGGCUGCUUGGGGUGGAGGACGACUGAACUCACAUCUAACCUUAAAAUGCCACUGAAACUUCAGUCUCCUUCCUCGCCCAGGCCUCCCGGUUGACCCUCCACA
This is a messenger RNA of Salmo salar (Atlantic salmon), 788 nucleotides long. RefSeq names its product Dysferlin-interacting protein 1 (gene dysi1). NCBI's taxonomy places the organism in Eukaryota, Metazoa, Chordata, Actinopteri, Salmoniformes, Salmonidae. The record is from RefSeq and is marked provisional. Gene Ontology annotation, molecular function: phosphatase binding.